Molecule: messenger RNA, 8417 nt
Organism: Hippocampus zosterae (dwarf seahorse)
Lineage: Eukaryota; Metazoa; Chordata; Actinopteri; Syngnathiformes; Syngnathidae
Product: piezo-type mechanosensitive ion channel component 2-like
Exons: 54
Coding region: 370-8232 (2620 amino acids)
Biological process (GO): detection of mechanical stimulus; cellular response to mechanical stimulus; regulation of membrane potential
Cellular component (GO): plasma membrane
Molecular function (GO): monoatomic cation channel activity; mechanosensitive monoatomic ion channel activity
Source: RefSeq, a predicted model, not a curated record
AGAGGGGGGAAGAAAAGUAGGGGCGGGGAGGCGAGUCUGAAAACAUCUGCGCGUCGCCAGUUGAGUUAUUUUGGGCCCCCCCCAAAACGAAGGAGGAGAUUUCUUCUGAAAGUGACGGCCGAAGACAACCUUUCGCUUCUUCUUCUUUUAGUCUCUUGCUGUUUUUUUGCCGUCUGAGGUGGGAGCGGCCCACGCGUUGGCCGAACGACUUUGUGCGCGCGCCCGCCCGCGCGUGCGUGUGGGCGCGCGAGUGCGCGGGAUGCCCCCGGCGGCGGCGGCGGUCCAGGUCCCGGUCCCGGUCCCGGUCCCGGUCCCGUUCAGGCGGACGCACCUCUGACAGUUGGCCCCAGAGAGCAGAAGGGAACCAUCAUGACACGUACGACCUCCGAAGUGCUGCUGGCCGGCUUCAUCUUCCGCUUGCUGCUGCCGCUCGGCCUCACCGCAGGCGCUUUGCUGCGUUUCAACGGCUUCUCGCUGGUUUACGUGCUCCUGCUGCUCCUGCUGCCCCUGCUGCCCCAACCCAACGCCACCUCCCUCAACGCAGGCAGCAGCAAUCGCUGCGUGACGGCGGUUUGCGUGUCCAGUUUCCUCUUCCUGCUGCUGCAGACUUUCUUCCAGAUCGCCAGCGCCACCCUCGCACCCGAGUACAACUGCACCUCCUGGCAGAAGGCGCUGAGUCAGCUGGGCUUAGUCAGUCUGACGGGAAGCGACGCGGCGUCCGCCGUGCGACAAGUCCUCCCGGACGUCGGCGUGCUGGCGCUGGGCCUGCUGACGUGGAGACUGAGCCUGAGGUCCGGCCCCUCCGCACGCUCGCAGGUCUUGCGCCAAGAAGGCGAGGGAAGCGCCGGCCGCAGAAUAGCCACGGAGCUGCAAGAAGUGCUGGCCAAGACCGGGAGGAUUCUGGCAAACGUGAUGAGCGGCGGAGGGAAAGUUCUGCUCACACUUUUGCUCGGGCUCACGGGUGUGGCGCUGCCGUCGCUCUCCUCCCUGCCCUACCUGCUCUCUUUUCAGCUGGUGUGCACUUGGUGGGCUUGGAGCGGUUCGCUCCCGCCGCCGCUCUUCAGGGCUCUCUCGCUCACGUCACUGGCGUACUCCGCCGCCCACUUCCUGCUCGUCUACGGCUACCAGCUGCCGUGGCUACAGGAGGCGUGGCCUCCCGGCCAUCCCUCUGCCAGCUUGUUGGGCCUGCUGCCCCUGGUGUCGGUGGAUUGCGCCGCUCCCUGGAGGAUGCGGCUGAACCCGCAGCUCAGCUGGUUCCACUUUGUCAGCCCUCUGACGCUCGUGACGCUCUACCACGUCGUGGCCGGCUUGCGGAGGAAUCAGCUGCUAGAUGGCGGAGGGCCGCGGCGGAGCGACCCAAGGGACUCUUUGGACUCCGGCAGCCGCGACUUCAGCGGCGACGUUAUGGCCACCGCCGCCGCCGACGAGGUCAAAAGUGCCGUCGCGGCAGAGAGGCGAAGAGAACUGUGGAGAAGCGCCGGUGGCGCGCGCGACUCCGGAGACCCUUUGGAUUCUUCGGAGAGCCGCUCCGAGUCUCCGGCCCCGCCCACGCAGAGCACGGCCUUGGAGCCGGACACGCCUCGCGACUCCUUCAGCCAAUCAGCAGACACGUCGGAGGAGACGUGCGCGUUUGAAGGCGACGCGGCGGCGGGAUGGGGCGGCGAGGACGCGGCGGCCUGGGCGGCCUGGGCGGCCUGGGGCUUCCUCCUGAAGCAGAGCUACAUCGGCGCGCUGGUGGCCAUGAUGGCCUGGUCCAUCACGUACGUGUCGUGGCCCACGUGCGCGCUGCUGCUGUGGUCGUGCGCGCUGUGGAUGACGCGCGAGCGCCGGCGCCACACGCUGGCGUCCUCGCCCUGGCUGGUGGCCUACGGCAACGCGCUGCUGCUCCUGCAGUACGUCUUCAGCUUCGCCGCCGUCCGGCAGCUUCCGGGCCUCUUUCCCAAAAAGGACGAUCCCUGCCGGGAGCUCGCGUCAAAGCUGCUGUUUCUGCUGACCUUCUGGCUGCUGCUGCGUCAGGCUCGUACGGAGAAGAGCGAGCGACGGGCCGACCCCACGGCCGUCCGCGUGGAAGGCCAAGCGUCUCGGGCGGGCGGCGCCGCUCUUCCCGGCUCUCGCUCUCCAGACCGGGAAAAGUCGCAAGAGAUUUCCUACGAGAAAGGAGGCGUGGGGCUGGCGCUGGUGACCGGGAUGUUGGUCAAAUACUGGAUCUACGUCUGCGGCACCAUGUUCUUUUUGGUCAGUUUUGAAGGCAGAAUGGUCCUGUACAAGGUCAUCUACAUGGUGAUGUUCCUGUGCUGCGCGGCCCUCUACCAGUUGAACUACCAAAAGUGGCGAGCCUGGCUCCGGGGCUUCUGGGUGGCUGUGGUGGUUUACUCCAUGUUGGUCCUCUUUCUGCUCUACACCUUCCAGUUCCCCUCGUCCCUCCGCACCUGGACCUACUACACCGGACUCAGCACUGGCAGGUUGGAGGAUCUGGGUUUGGAGAAGUUCUCGGUCCCGGUCCUCUUUGCCAGGAUCUUCAUCCCCACGGCGUUUCUGCUGGUGUGCAUCGUUCACCUGCAGUACUUCCACGAGCCCUUCCUCCGGCUGACCGACCUCCAAACUGUCGUGGACACGCACAACAGCGCCGUCGCCAGGUUAGUCCACUCCGAGGGCAGCCUUGCGGACGUGUCGGCCGGAGGAGCUUCUCGGCUCUUUGCGGAAGAGGAGAAAGAGGAGCGGCCCGAGGAGGAGUGCGGACAGGAAGAAGAAGAAGAAGUGGAGGAGGGAAAGAAUGACGCCGGGUCAUUUGAGGGCGAGAGCCUGUCGGAGGAGACGGCAGUUUUGGGCUCGUGGAGAUUGGUGGCGGACCGUCUCUCGGUCCUGUUCCUGCGCCUCCACCUGUCUCUGCAGCGCCUACAGCGCCUCCUCUGGUGGCUCCUGGAACUUCACAUCUUGAAAAUCGUCUCCUCGUACAUGAUUUGGAUGUCGGUGAAGGAGGUGUGCCUGUUCAACCUGCUGUUUGUGGCGUGCGCGGCUGUUGCUCUGCCCUGCAGGGCCUGGCGCCCCCUGGCGGCCGGGGUCUGCACCGUUUGGACAUGCGCGCUGGCCAUUUGUAAGAUGCUGUACCAGCUCGACAUCGUCCAGCCCGACGCGCGCAACUGCACCGCGCCAGGUAACGCCUCGACCGACGCUUCUACCUCAGUCUUGUAUGCUGCUCCGAUCGACCCCGCCCAGUGGGUGGGUCUUCGCAAAUAUGAGGGAAAACUGCCGGACUAUUUGAGGCACAACCUGACGAUGCUGGCGCUCUUAGCCUUCGAGGUGACCGUUCACAGACACCAGCAACUCUACCGGCUGCGAUGCAACAAAGUCCCGCCUCGGAGCAGAACUUUGUUCCGCGACAUAGGCAGGCAUCACCUGGAUCAAAGCGUGCCGAGCUGCGCCAAGUACUUUCUCAAUUACGGCUUUUACAAGUUUGGCCUGGAGACCUGUUUCCUGUUGGCGGUCAACGUGAUCGGUCAGCGGAUGGAUCUCUUUGCCGUGGGCCACGCCUUGGGGCUCAUCUGCAUCCUGUCCAGGCGCAGCAGGAAGCGAAUCGCUUCGGUGUGGCCAAAGUACUGCUACUUCCUGUCGGCGCUCUUGUGCCUGCAGUAUCUCUUGUGUAUUGGGUUCCCGCCUGCCGCCUGCAAAGAUUAUCCCUGGCGGCCCCCGACUUCCAACAUGGACUCCAACGUGGUGAAAUGGCUUUUCCUGCCAGAUUACCUGACUCCUCCAAAUCCAUUCUUCCUCCUCUACGACUUUCUGCUUCUGCUGGGCGCUUCGCUGCAGCUUCAGGUGUUUGAAGACGAGCGUGACGCCGCCGUCCGGGCGCUGGCGGGUGACAACGGCGAGAUGGAUGUAGAAGUCGGACACGUAUGGGAUCCGCCCAGCGGGCUCCAUCUCGCCGCCGUCCCCGACUUCAUGCUGUGCAGGUCUUACCUGGAUAUGAUGAAGGUCAUCAUUUUUAGCUACAUGUUCUGGUUUGUCCUUACCAUCACCUUCAUCACUGGAACCACCCGGAUCAGCAUUUUCUGCAUGGGCUACCUGGUGGCGUGUUUCUAUUUCCUGCUGGUGGGCGGAGACCUGCUGCUCAAACCCGUGGGCUCCAUCCUGCUUUAUUGGGACUGUCUGAUCGGCUACAACGUCUCGGUCAUCGCCAUGAAAAACAUCCUGUCCAUCUUGGCCUGCGGUUUCAUCAAGUCCUUGGUUGUGGACCGCUGCUGGCUGGUUCAGCUCUUCGGCCUGGCCUGCACCAUUCGAGGAUACGCCAAGCCUGCGCGGCAGAGCGGUCGACAAUGCCAAGUGCCCAGCGACGAGGCGGGAAUCAUCUGGGACGGCGUGUGCUUCUGCUUCCUCUUGCUGCAACGGAGGGUCUUCGGGAGUCACUACUUCCUCUACGUGGUGCGGGACCUGCGAAACACGCAACUGCUGGCCUCCAGGGGGGCGGAACUUUUUGAGGCGUCCACCGUGAAAGCCGCGCGAGCCAGACUGGAGGUGGAGAAGAUGUCCAUGGACCUGCUGAAGAGACAGAUGGAGAGGAUCAAAUGCCGCCAGCAGAAGUUCCGCCGAGGAAAAGAGAAAAUGCUCCGUCGGAGCCAAAAGAGCCCCCGCGGUGACGCUCGGGAAAAGACGAAGGGCAGAAGAGCGUGCGGCGAUUGGUGGCGGCCGUGGGCGAACCACGCCUCCGCGGCGCGCGGCGGAGACUACUUCCUGUUUGAGAGCGACAGCCAGGAAGACGAAGACGAGCAAAAGGAUGACGAGAAGGAGGAGCGGCAGGGUCCCGACAAAUCUGCCUUUCAGUUUGUGUACCACGCCUGGAUAACGGACUCCAGGACCGCCCUGCGAGCUCGUCGCAGCCAGAAAAAAGUGACGAAGCGGAGGCCCGAGCCGGAGACGCCGCCUUGUCAGCAAAGCGCCGGAGAGGACCCGGCAGCGCGCGGCGUGACUGAAGUGACGGAGGAGGAGGAGGAGGAAGAGGAGGAGGAGGCGCAGAAGGACAACGAGGAGGGACCAGAUACGGUCCUCCGUCGGGCCUCCAACAUCCUCCGCUUCUGCUGGGUUCUGUCGUCGGCCCUGCUGGACUCGCUGACCGCUUGGCUGCGCGGUUUGUGUCGCGAACACGCCGACAUCUCCGCCGUGCUGCGCGUGGAGCGCUGCAUGCUGACCCAGCAGGCCGAGCGGGGUCAGGUGCCGUCCAGAGAGGCCAUCCGCCGAUACGACUGGGAACACGUGAGGCGCGCUUCCGCCCAAUUGGGAAGGGACCGCAGCGGUCCCGAGCGAGAGGAGGUGCCGGCGGCGGAUACGGAGCGAGACCAGAGCCCGGGAGGGGGAAGCGGAUCCGCCUCGGCCUCCGGAGAUGAAAGGGAAGCCGACGCCUCGGCGGCGGGCGUUGUGGAAAAAGAGCGGCCGGGGCGCUCUGUGGCUCCGUCCGGCCCACGACGGCGAGCCAAACUGACCAGGAUGAAGAAGGUGGCGUCGUCCUCGGAUGAGGACGAUCUUCCAGGCGCCGGAGAAUCGAAGGAACAGGCUCCCGGACGUGGGCCUUCCGGGGCCGCCUCGCCCCCCUCGCAGGCGUCCCGCGGUCACGCUGUGGGUGCGGACAUCCGAGAGCGCUCCAAAGAGAGAACGCGCGAGAACGCGGAGGCGGAGGCGGGAUUAAGACGGCGGGGCGGCGACUUCCCGUCCGGAGGCACCUGCGCUUCCUGUCCGUUGGCAUCUCGGCCUCGGGAGCUGACGGCGAGCGAGCUUCUGAAGAACAGGACUUUCCACAAUGCCGAACUGGAGGCGUCGGACCACUUCUAUCGCCAGCAACCGCAGCUACUGCAGCUCUGCUACGCCUUUUACAACAUCCUGGCUUCCAGGUCGGAGACGGUGUGCUACCUGGUCAUGGUCUUGAACCACAUGGUGUCUGCCAGCUGUCUCACCUUGGUGCUUCCCGUUCUGGUGUUUCUGUGGGCAACUCUGUCCGUACCCCGGCCCAGCAAGACCUUCUGGAUGACGGCCAUCAUCUACACUGAGGUCACCAUCGUGCUCAAGUAUUUCUUCCAGUUUGGCUUCUUUCCCUUCAACCAGAAGUUAGAGGUGGACCGCUCAAAACCCUUCCACCCGCCCAACAUCCUCGGGGUGGAGAAGAAGGAAGGCUACGUUCUGUAUGACCUGCUGCAGCUGCUCGCUCUAUUUUACCACAGAGCCAUACUGAAGCGCCACGGACUUUGGGACCGGAACACCCCCGCCGAGCCGGCGCGCGGCCGUGAUGACCGGGCGGAAUCGAGUCCGGGUGCCGCCCCCACCGACGGGGUGUCCCGGCGCGACGAGAGGCAGGCCUGGCUCUGCGCGCCUGCGGGCGGUCUGCGUUCCGUCAAACAGCUCAGCAAGUUGGACCUCCUCCAGGAGAAACUACGAGAACUUUCCAUCCGGACCAAGCGCUCCUGCGUUUCCAACUGCGAGUCUCUUUCCGGACCGGCGCGUGGGUUCCUCCGAGCCCUGGUCCGACCCGAGUACAGCGCCGUGACGGACGUCUACGUUCUCAUGUUCCUGGCGGACACCGUCGACUUCAUCGUCAUCGUCUUUGGCUUCUGGGCCUUCGGGAAACACUCGGCGGCCGCCGACAUCACUUCCUCCCUUUCGGAGGACCGGGUUCCCGAAGCGUUCUUGGUCAUGGUUCUGAUCCAGUUCGGGACCAUGGUGAUCGACCGAGCUCUGUAUUUAAGGAAGACCGUCUUGGGAAAGUUGGUCUUUCAGGUGAUUUUGGUGUUGGGGAUCCACUUCUGGAUGUUCUUCAUCCUACCGAGCGUGACCGACAGACGCUUCAAUCGCAACCCGGUGGCUCAGCUGUGGUACUUUGUCAAGUGCAUUUACUUCGGCUUGUCGGCCUACCAAAUCCGCUCCGGCUAUCCCACGCGCGUUCUGGGCAACUUCCUGACCAAGAGCUACAACUACCUCAACCUGUUCCUGUUCCAGGGUUUCCGUCUGGUUCCUUUCCUGACCGAGCUGCGGGCAGUGAUGGACUGGGUGUGGACCGACACGACCUUGUCUCUGUCCUCCUGGAUCUGCGUCGAGGACGUCUACGCCCACUGCUUCGUCCUGAAGUGCUGGAGAGAGUCGGAGAAGCGAUACCCGCAACCUCGGGGUCAGAAGAAGAAACGAGCGGUGAAGUACGGCAUGGGAGGUUUGAUCGUCCUGCUGCUCAUCUGCAUCGUCUGGUUUCCCCUGCUCUUCAUGUCGCUGAUCAAGUCCGUGGUCGGCGUGGUCAACCGGCCGCUGGACGUCUCUCUGACCGUCACUCUCGGAGGCUUCCAGCCGAUUUUCACAAUGAGCGCGCAGCAGAAUCAGCUCAAAGACCUGACGGAGGAGGACUUCGGAGCCUUGGUCCGUUCCUACGCCUACACCCCGAGCGCCUUGCAGUUUCUGGAGGCGUACGGUCACGAAGAUGUGACGGUGGCGGAGCUGCAGGGAAGCAGCAACUCUUUGUGGACCAUCAGUCCGCCCAGCAGGCGAUACCUGAGCCAGGUGCUCCACCUGGACCACUUUCCCCUGACCUUGUCCUGGACGGUUCAGAGGAACUUAAGUCUUGGCGCAAAGGCAGAGCUCGCAUCAGGUAAACACGUGUCCUACCUGAAUGAUCAGACUCGUUUGGAACUGAUCCAGCUGCUGAACGGCACCAGAACACUUCCCGUCCCCAUCGAGGGCGUGCUGCCGUCUUUCUUACGCGCUCCCAGCGACUCCAACGCCAAACCCGUGGAGCAGCUCUACGCAGACGGCCGCUACAAGGGCAUUCUGUUGUCCCUGGAGCGAACGGCCAACGAGAACCAAGAGAUCCAGGAGUGGUGGAUCGUGGACCAACCCUCUUCCGGCCUGGUCCGUUUGGGAGCGAGCGCUGCGACAGACGCCGGGAGAGAGGCGGGCCUUCAGAUCUUUGUGUUCAGCGAUAAAGUCAGCCCGCCGAGUCUGGGCUUCCUGGCCGGAUACGGCAUUAUGGGACUGUACGCCUCCGUGGUGUUGGUCAUCGGGAAAUUCGUGCGGGAAUUUUUCAGCGGAAUCAGUCACUCCAUCAUGUUUGAGGAGCUUCCCUGCGUCGACCGCAUCCUGAAGCUGUGCACCGACAUCUUCCUGGUGCGGGAGACGGGAGAGCUGGAGCUGGAGGAGGAGCUUUACGCCAAACUCAUCUUCUUAUACCGAUCGCCGGAGACUUUGAUCAAGUGGACCAGACGCUGACGGGGUGCCGCGACGCCGUCCGCGCCCAAUCGCUCCGGCGGCAGCUCCCCGCCCGGAGGCUGGCGUUGGACCACUUCGGCAAGACGGCGAACCCCUUUCUCGUGACUCGCCACUUAGUCCCGCCUCUGCCAAGUCCAAUCUCAAGUCUGAAAUGUUAAUAAAUUUGUGAAGCGCUGCAUGUUCAA